Messenger RNA from Drosophila bipectinata, 1454 nucleotides. RefSeq lists its product as uncharacterized. Lineage: Eukaryota; Metazoa; Arthropoda; Insecta; Diptera; Drosophilidae. The record is from RefSeq and is a predicted model, not a curated record.
GGUCGGCCGGGAAUAACAACAAGGUAUCAUCAUCGGUGGUGGAAUUGAGCAAAUAUUGCUAUUUGCAGAACUCUUCAGAGGGUGCUGGGGGAUAAAACGAUAACAUAAGAUACAAAUAGAGAUACGAAUCUGAUAAGUCCAUCAGUUUGCCGGCUCAAGUGGAAGAUUCAUUCCGCCAUUCCUGUCAGACAGUUGGCAAGCUUUCAACCGAUCAGUGACCACAAUGCGGAUGAGGAUACUCUUUAUGUGGAUUACCUUUACUGCUCUCCUCCAAUGGUCGCAAGCCGAGGAGGAUAACAUACAUGAGGUGAGCUUGGAAGUUAAUGACAAAAAUGAUGGGGAUCCAGCCGUGGUUCAGGAAGUUAAUAACACACCUCCCGAGGUGCCUAUGAGAACCACAGAGCUGCCAGAAAUAAUGGAACCAGUCACCCAGGCCCCAUCGGAGAUGAGUUCUUCGAUAGAUCAGCACUCGGAGGAGAAUAAACAAGAACCCAAUGAGAGCUCUACGGAGUCCCCUAACAAGGAUCCUCUAUCUGGGGAGGAAAUUAAAGAACCUACAAAAUCGCCUGAGCCUGAAAUUACUGAUUCCAGCAAGGAAAAACUGCCUGCAUCGGAUCAGGCUCCAGCAGGAGAAUCCUCAUUAGAAGUGGGCAAGGAUAAAUCGCCUGAGCCACCAAUCGAAAUAUCCGAUUCCAGCAAGGAAAAACAUCCUGCAACUGAUAAGGCUCCACCAGGAGAAUCAUCCUCAGAAGUGGGAAAGGAUACUUCCGAGGAACCACAACCACAAACAUCUCCUGGAAAAAUGCCCGAAUUCGAAAAUCCAAAGACAUCAAGCGAUGGAGCUGAUUACCCAAAUGAUGCCCCCCAGGACAUCACCACGGUCAAGCCCACCACAUUACAUACUGCUCCACCCCCGGUACCCCCACCAGUGCCACCACCCGUUUUUAUGAACAUUAGUUGUUAUAGCUGUAUGUUCUGCGAAGGUCCUGUGAAGAAUGCAAAAAAAGCCAAAUGUCCUCCGAAAAAAAAUCAAAGGAAUGGAUGCUUCACCGUUUUCGUCCGGGAUGCAAAUAUAGCUCCCGGUAAGGAUAAAUAUCUGGCACGGGGUUGCAUAUCCGAAUUGGAAGACUCUUUACUGGAUUAUUGUGGCAGGAAUGCUGGAUUGUGUUCGAAAUGUUAUGAUCACGAUUGCAACAACCAGGAUGUAUCCACAUAUGAAGCUGCAAUGGGAGGAGCUGGGCACCACAUUGCUCAUCUUUCGAUUACCCUGGUUCUCUGGAGUUUGGGUUGGAAUUGGAUUAAUUCCCUAAUGCUGCUCUAGGAACCUUACUGCUCACAGCUAUUUCCAAACAUUUAUAUUUUUUAAAAAAAGUCAAUCAUUUGAAUUCUAGAAAUAAUAUAUCUUGAUUACUAAAGCAUCAAAGUUAAAACCGCACCAACUAUUAUUGUAUAUU